Molecule: messenger RNA, 989 nt
Organism: Sinocyclocheilus rhinocerous
Lineage: Eukaryota; Metazoa; Chordata; Actinopteri; Cypriniformes; Cyprinidae
Product: transmembrane and immunoglobulin domain-containing protein 1-like
Exons: 5
Coding region: 34-786 (250 amino acids)
Biological process (GO): cell-cell adhesion
Cellular component (GO): cell-cell junction; plasma membrane
Molecular function (GO): cell adhesion molecule binding
Source: RefSeq, a predicted model, not a curated record
UUGUCAUUCGGGAUAUCCGGCAGAUGUACAAAGAUGAAAGUAUUGCUUGGCGUUUCUCUGCUCCUGCUGUGCUUUGUCAGUCGCGUAAAAGCAGUCACCGUUGAGUCAUGUCCACUGGCCACCGGAAGCUUGCUUCGGACGGAGGUUGAGAAAACGGUCACUCUGACUUGUAUGACUGAUGAAGGUAUCGACCCAUCCAACCAAAAAGAAUUGCAGUGGUUCCGCAAUGGUGCCCGGGUGAACCUGGCAGAAGAAAACCGCCUGUACCGGAGUAGUCUUUGUGUACAGCCUGUCACUAAAGAGGACAACGGAGUUGUCUUUACCUGUCAGUUGAAGGGUGAUGCAACUGUGAACAGCUCCAUCGAGUUUGACGUCCAGUAUCCCCCAGACCUUAAUGACACUAAGGAAGUAUUUGUUGAAGAAACAAGUGAUGUUGUUCUGUCCUGUGAUGUCCGUGCCAACCCCCCUGUAAUUGUGACUUGGAAAAAGGAUGGUGAAGUUCUGGAUCUGAUCUCUGGUAGUUACAAAACAACCAAUAACGGCAUUACCGCUCUGUUAUUAAUCACAAAAGCUAAGCGCGAUGUACAUCAAGGAACGUACAUCUGCGAAGUAAACUCAUCUGUCUAUGGAAUUAUGGGCAGGACCUUUAUCGUUAUGGUUGAAGAUAAAGUGCUAAGGUUCCCUCUAGGACCCACAAUUGCUGGAGUGGUGGUGGUUUUAUGUACAAUUGUAUUUGCAAUUAUCUCUAGGAGGAAUACAAUUAUUAAGUGCAUCAAACCAAAUUGAACAUCUUCACAUGGAAUUGCAUCUCAGGAAUUCAAACCACAGCUAUUUGAGAUAUUGAGCAUUGAGAAGAUCAGACUGGAAUGCAAGUAACCAUUACUGGACUGGCAAAUGGGACACCACUCCUAAAUAUAAAUUAGUAAUUCAAAAACAAACAUCUCCUUUCAUUCCUGCUUAGCCCCUUUGUUUUAUUAUUGUUAAAUUAU